AUGGUACAAGCAAGGGAUGUUGAAGAUGCCGCAGCCAGGCAGAAGCAGAUUGAUGAUUGGCUUCCCAUCACUUCUGCUAGGAAUGCCAAAUGGUGGUACUCUGCUUUCCACAAUGUCACUGCCAUGGUGGGGGCUGGUGUCCUCAGCCUUCCUUAUGCCAUGUCAGAACUUGGAUGGGGUCCUGGUGUGGCUAUUAUGAUUCUGUCAUGGAUCGUCACCCUAUACACACUGUGGCAAAUGGUUGAGAUGCAUGAAAUGGUGCCCGGGAAGCGGUUUGAUAGGUACCAUGAGCUGGGGCAGCAUGCCUUUGGAGAGAAGCUGGGGCUGUGGAUUGUGGUACCCCAACAGCUAGUUGUGGAAGUUGGUGUCAACAUAGUGUAUAUGGUCACAGGAGGAAAAUCACUGGAGAAGUUCCAUGAUGUGAUUUGUCCAAGUUGCAAAACAAUCAGGACCUCCUACUGGAUUAUGAUUUUUGCUUCUUCCCACUUUGUUCUCUCCCAUCUCCCCAACUUCAACGCCAUCUCUGGUAUCUCACUGGCUGCAGCAGUCAUGUCCUUGAGUUACUCAACAAUUGCAUGGGGUGCUGCUUUACACAAGGGGGUUGAACCAAACGUGGACUACAGCUACAAAGCUAAAACCAAUUCUGGAGCUGUCUUUAACUUCUUCAGUGGGUUGGGAGACGUAGCAUUUGCCUACGCUGGUCACAAUGUGGUUUUGGAGAUCCAAGCAACCAUUCCCUCUACCCCGGAGAAGCCUUCCAAGGGUCCCAUGUGGAAAGGAGUGAUUGUGGCAUACAUUGUGGUGGCUUUGUGCUACUUCCCUGUUUGUUUUGUUGGCUACUGGGUUUACGGAAACAAAAUUGAAGACAACAUCCUCAUCUCAUUAGAUAAACCCGUUUGGCUAAUUGCAACUGCUAACAUGUUUGUUGUGGUCCAUGUCAUUGGAAGCUACCAAGUGUUUGCAAUGGGAGUGUUUGACAUGGUUGAAACUUUUCUGGUCAAGAAGAUGAACUUCACGCCUUCUUUCGCCCUUCGAUUUGUUACUCGCACUACAUACGUUGCAUUUACCAUGAUCGUUGGUAUAGCCAUCCCUUUCUUCAGUGGCCUUCUGGGAUUCUUUGGGGGAUUUGCUUUCGCCCCAACCACAUAUUUCCUUCCCUGCAUCAUGUGGCUUUCCAUCUACAAACCGAAACGAUUCAGUCUAUCUUGGUGCAUAAACUGGCACCCAUUGGAGCCCUAA
Messenger RNA from Prunus armeniaca (apricot), 1239 nucleotides. Lineage: Eukaryota; Viridiplantae; Streptophyta; Magnoliopsida; Rosales; Rosaceae. The record is from the annotation of a GenBank genome assembly.